AUGUGUGGGCCACAUGCGGGUUAUGCGCGUGCCAGGAUUUUCAUACACAACGCAGACUCCUACAUCGGAAAGGCGCUGGUCAAGGAGCUUCGGAAAGCCGAAGGCGGCUUGAACCGCAUCUUUGGAACAGCCUCGAAGGCGGACCAGGCACCUGCCGCAGUAAAGCGAAUCGUCUGUCGAGAUGACCCCAAGAAGGCCAAGAAGAUGGCUGAGACGAUCCAGUCUUGCCGUCUGGUGGUCAUCAGCCUUGCGGACUGCACACUGGAAGAUCUGCACUUUGCAAUCAAUGCCUUGAAAGUGGAUCCAAAGGCGAAUCCACCGAAAGUCUACGGCGAGCUGGAGAGUGACGUCGUUUUCAUCGCAAUCUCCUCUGCAAUGGUAUGGUCUGGCACGAAGCCAGAGGUGGCCGGAGCACCCCUGAAGGACUCCGACUACCUGCGGCGGCAACCAGCCGAAGGCUCUCAGUAUGAACAGUGGAAGGAGAUGGAGGAUCUCGUUUUCAGCUGUUUCAACCGCGAGGGCUCGCAGGUAAAAGGCUUCGUUGUCGCUGGCGGAGUCUUGUAUGGAGAGGGCGAAUCCAUCUUCGUAGAGAUGUUCAAAGAUGCAUGGCGGGGCGUUCAGUCCCAUGUCGUGGUGACUCCGGGCAUCAAUAAGGUGCCCACUGUCCACGUGCGGGAUAUGGCGCGGGUUGUCCGACAAGUAAUUACGAAUGCAGAGGGAAUCAACCCCUUGGAAGCAACUCCGUACUUCCUUGCUGUUGAUCAGCCGCCAGCAGCAAAAGAAGGGCAAGCACCAAUGCCGGCUUCGCAAAAAGAUAUUGUCCAAGCCAUUGUGGACGAAAUGGGCGAGCAUUACGAUGUGCCACGCGUGUCCAAGGCAAGCAUUGCUAAGGGCGGGAUGACGGAGCUGCAGGACGCCAUGGCCUUGGACCUUUGGCUCGAACCAUCGGCCAUUGCCCUCGCAGAGGACUUUUGCGCCAGCCUGGAGCCUCCCGGAUGGAUCUGCAAGAAUGGUUUGCUCGCAAACCUUCGGACAAUUGCCGAUGAGUUCUGCAACGGCCAGAAGCUGCGGGCCAUGCGGAUCCUCGUUGCUGGGCCGCCGAAUUCGGGAAAGACGAAUCUAGCCCAGGCUGUGGCGGAUCACUUCAAGGUGCCGCACCUAUCCUUGCCCGAAGAGUUGGGCAGCACGGAUCUGGACAAAACGAUAUCGCAGAUCUCCUCCAGCGUGUGCCACUUCCGGGGAUACGUCCUCGAUGCAGGGGGCAUCGGUUUCGCAGAGGCGGAGAAGUUGUUCCGGUACGACAUAGAGGUGCCGAAGACAGAGGAGGAGCAGGAGGCUGAGCCGCCAGAGGGCGGAGAGCCGACGCCGCCGAAGAUUGAGCGAAGGCUCAACGAGGAGACGUGCCCGGCCAUGGUGAUCAUCACACAGGCGCCGGCCGCUACCUGCAAGGCUCGAUGGCAGAGCAGCGGUGCUUCGCUCGAGGCUUUCGAGAAGUCCAUGCAGGCCUAUGUCAACAACAACCUCACGCAGGAUGUGCACAGCCUGCAAGACUUCUUCCAGGAUGUCGCAGGCAAAGGUGUGCUCAACCUUCCCAUUGACGGCAAGGACGAGGAGGACAUCUUCGAAAGUGCUCGGAUAUACAUCGAGCGAAAUGGACGGCCGUACAAUUACCUGACUCCCGAAGAAGAGGUCUCGCGCCAGAUUCGUGAGCGUCGGGCAGAGAAAGCCAAAGCAGCUGCCGAGGCUGCAGAGUCCAUGAAGCAGAAGGAUGACAUCAGUGCGGAGAAGAGGGAGGAGCAAAGGCAUGCAGCCCGCCUCCGCAUCGUCGCGGACCAUGAGGCUGCACAGCAGAAGCUUCGGGAUCUGCCCCUGCGUGAGUACCUUAUGCAGCCGCUUAGCUGCAGAUUAAGGCCAUGCAUCCCUAAUUGA
Molecule: messenger RNA, 1929 nt
Organism: Symbiodinium sp. CCMP2456
Lineage: Eukaryota; Dinophyceae; Suessiales; Symbiodiniaceae
Source: the annotation of a GenBank genome assembly